Molecule: messenger RNA, 729 nt
Organism: Drosophila ananassae
Lineage: Eukaryota; Metazoa; Arthropoda; Insecta; Diptera; Drosophilidae
Exons: 4
Coding region: 1-705 (234 amino acids)
Source: RefSeq, a predicted model, not a curated record
AUGCGUUUAAAAGCUCGAACGAUCAACACAAGAGACGCCAGCAGCAUGAACCUGAUAGCCCAGUUUUUGACGCUUCUCCUGAUGCUGGAAGCUGUGACAGCCCUGGAGGCCAAUCUCACAGCCUGGCGGCAUCACAAGAGACAGAAACGAUUCUUGAUCUAUCAGAACGGUGGCGUAAUAAAGUUUGUUGGAGGUUGCGCUUUUCCUGUACCCUUUAUGGAGAAAAAAGUAUGGCGCCAGUUGGUCUGGUUGAUGAACUUCCAUUAUCAGUUCAACGAACCGCAAACCCCAAUCUAUUGGUGGAACCUUUGGAGCAGCUCUCGUAACCUAAAGGGCUCUGAGAUUCCGGCAGCUACUCCUAGUCCCCAAAUACCAGAACGCCUCCUUGUAGAUGAACCUCAACUUAUGCUCUUCAAACUGGCCGAGGGCUAUAUGAAUCAGAUCGGCCAGAAUGGAGAGGCCUGCCUGGAACGUCUGAUCUGUGAAAAUGGCCAAGUGCAUGAGCAUAUGGGACUUUAUGCUCAAAUUUUGCAUAGACUGUUAAGACCACAUCGAACAUUGGACAGAAGAUACGUGGAUGCUUAUAGAAUGGGCCUUCAUGGCGUUAAUUGUCGGAAGGCCUUUCCGAAGGCCCAUCACUGUCUUCUAGACGACUACAUCCACCUCCAUGAGCAAGGACCCACACAGAGCUACCUUGGAGCAUAGAUUUAGAUUCAAAAAGGGAUGUUU